AUGAAAGUUGAAGGUUUAGAAGAAAAUGCAGUGGUCAUWUCUGGWGUAUCAGGAAAAUUUCCAAAAAGUGAGAAUAUCAAUGAUUUAAGGACGAAUCUAAUAAAUGGAGAAGAUUGCGUUUCCUCAGAUCAUACAAGAUGGAAAUUAGAUGAUUUGCCUAAAAUACCAUUGCGUUUAGGAACAAUUUUUAAUUUAAAGAAAUUCGAUAACUAUUUUUUUGGAAUUAAUCCAAUUCUGGCAGAAAAUCUAUCGCCAGAGUUAAGAAUGACAAUGGAAGUUACGUUUGAGGCGAUCAUUGAUGCCGGAAUAAAUCCUGUAGAGUUACGGAACAAGACAACCAAUGUUUACGGGCUGGAUGGAUAUAGUCUAUUAGGAAAUACCCGUAGUUUGCUAGCAAACCGGAUCUUGUUUUGUAUGGGUUUAAUUAGCUUAAGCUGCACUAUCGAUUCAACUAGCACAUCAAGUUCAUUAGCAGUUAAAAAAGCGUACGAAGCUAUAAAAGCUGGAAAUUGCGAUUACGCGAUUGUUUAUUGUCAAACGACGGGGAACACAGAUGCCAUUUCCAGAAACACUUGUCUAUUUCCUACAGCCGAAUUUCAGGCUUCUAUAAUGAAACAGACAUUGAAACACAGCGGUCUAAAACCAAGCGACAUAACUUACAUCGAGGCCGAUG
Molecule: messenger RNA, 673 nt
Organism: Polistes canadensis
Lineage: Eukaryota; Metazoa; Arthropoda; Insecta; Hymenoptera; Vespidae
Product: fatty acid synthase-like
Exons: 5
Biological process (GO): fatty acid biosynthetic process
Molecular function (GO): fatty acid synthase activity
Source: RefSeq, a predicted model, not a curated record